Molecule: messenger RNA, 1561 nt
Organism: Paramecium pentaurelia
Lineage: Eukaryota; Ciliophora; Oligohymenophorea; Peniculida; Parameciidae
Source: the annotation of a GenBank genome assembly
AUGGGAAUGCCUUGUUCAAAAUAAUAACCCAAACCUACAAAUUUAACUGUUCACCAAUCUAAUGACUUUUAAAUUCUAUUAGCUCAACCUUCUCAUGUGUAACAAGAACCAGAAGAGGAGAUUUAAGAACCUAAAUAAACUAAAAUUGAUGUUGCCUAAAAUUCAAUAGAUUUAAAUAAGAAACGAUAUUCAAGUAAAGAUGUUUCAGUCAUUUCUAAAUACAUUGAGAAUGAAUUAAGUAUAUUAAUUGAAUAAUGUAAGAAAAUUAAUCAAUGAAAAUUGAAAGAUUAACAAUUGAUAUGAGAGAUGCUUCUGCAAGUUGCAAAGGAGGAGGCAUUGUCUAACGUAAAGAAAUAUCUAUAGAAUAAUUCAAUGAUGAAGAAAGUAACAUAUGUAAUACAGUGUAUACAAAUCCAAAAUAUAAACGUCUUAAGAGCAUGAAUGAACAUUCUAUGAUCUUAUUACAUUUGAAUGAAAAUAAAUAGUAUUCAGAAUUACUUUAUAGAGUGAUAAAUGAUUAUCAUUUUAGAAUUGAACAUGAAUCUGAAUUUAAUAAUAUUUUGAUGAGAUCUUAAGAUAGUUUUCUCUAGAAUCUUUUAAUUUCAGAUAAGUAUAUAAAUGAAUAUGGAAUCUUUCACAUAUUCAGAGAAACAAUUAAAUUCAGUAAACUUGAUUUGAUAUUACAGAAUGAUUUCACUUUGAAUUCGACAUAACUUCAUUACAAUAAAUGUAGCAUUAUCUUAUUUUAUUAUAUAGUGUUUGUUGAAAUCAGCUAUUUUCCUUUAAUCCUAGCUACUUCACAUAUAUACAUGUUCUGUCUAUAUUUUACUUAAUUCAAUGUUCAAUUUAAAAAUUUGACGAAUUCAAACUUUGAAUUAAUGAAUUUUUUAAAUUAAAUUAAGCUAUUACUCAAAAUUUAAGUAAAUUUCAAUUCAUAUAAUAGAUUUCAAUUUUGUCUAUUUGUGAAUAGAACAAUUAAAUCAUAUUAACUAUUUUGAUUGAUCAUAAUUCUAUGAGAAAAACUCAAAUCAUAUCUCAUAUCAAUAAUUCUCUUAAUCAACAAUUCGGAUUUAUCAAAUGUUCAACAUAACCUUUGGUGAAGUAUAUAGGUUGUGAAUUGACUGAUAUAGAUGCUUGGAAUAAUAGAGAAUUUAAGGAGGAUACCAAGACAGAUAGUCAAUUUUCUACUUAAUUUGGUUGGAAGUAUAAAUAUACAUAAAUCUUAGAUUAUUCGGUUUAAAUAUAAAAUAAAUAAACAUCAAAAAUAUUGGAUAUAUUUAUUAUAAUUUGAAUUAGAAUUAUAAUGAAGAUGUAAGAAUCUAUUCUUUGAAUGAAGUCAAUAGAUAUUUAGCUGAAUUUGAAAUGAUAGAGAUUAAAGUAUACUGUGAAAAAAAGUAUUACAAAAUGCUAUUCUAAAUCACUUAUAAUGAUGAAGAUAUUAUUAUUAAAUAGAAUUAAGUAAAUUUAAAAUAAUAUAUCAUAGGCAUAUCUAACUACAUUAUUAAAUUCGAGACUCACUGGAAUAAUGAUUUAUGAUGCUGAGAAGCAGAUGAAAUAUUGA